AUGGAUACAAUCCCAAUUUCCUGGGGAACUGUCAAAUCACUCCUUAUAUUUUUCGCUCCCGUCCUACUCCCACGUCUAAUUACUGCCUAUCGAAGUCUCCGUGUAUCAAUCGCGAGUCGGCCACCACCACGCCCUCUGCCUGCCGCGCCCGGUCGAGCGCUAAAUAUCUUAUUCGGUGGCAUAGUCUUGUUUCUACUCCUCAGCCUACCUUUUAACCCUCACGCGCCCGAACCCAACAUCUUCUCUCAGACUCGCUCUCGUCUAAACACCCCUACCGAUGUCAUCUUCAACCGUCUCGCCCGGCUUCGGCCAAAUAACGUCCUCACCGAAGCCGACAACCUCCUCCAGUCCAAGUUCACCUCUCUCGGUGCCCGCAAGGUAUACCUGACCUAUGGCCCCGAUGCCUUAGUCUCAUGCCAAUACUGCUCCUUCGAUAACCUCAACACAUAUCUUAUGUACUACCUCCCAUUCCACGUGUUGCUACCGCACCUAGCCCACCUGCUGCUCUUAGGCGUGGCCACAUCUGCGCCCAUCGCAGGGCGCGAGGCCACCCGCUGGCGUACGAAGUUUACACUAGCCGGACUUAUCCUUGCGGCCAUCGACAUCUACGUCAUGGCUACCUACGACGCGCUCCAAAGUGCAACGCGCUCUGUGCGCGCGGGUCAGACACCGCCCUCCGGAAUCUACCACCAUAUCACGCUCCUACGACCGCUAACCUUCGUGAUCUGCGACGUGAUCUGCUCUGUUGUACUCUGGCUCUCCGCGACUAAUCGGUUCUUUUUCAAGCCGCCCUCAGCAGUUGAGCAGGUUGAUGAGGCGGUGUCGAUGGCCGUGCAGACCCUCAUGGGCGCAAACACGAAACUCCAUGCUGCGAGCGUUACUCGUAAUGCGGUUGUUCGGGAUUCAGGGUUGAAAAAUCGAGAUGAUUUGUAUUGGCGGACUAUGGUGGCUUCCGAGAACCCCACUCAGCCUGGAGAAGGUGGGGAGCAGAUCCUCAACAAUAUUUGGGAAGAGGAAGAAGUUGCUAAGGCUAUGUCACGGGUAAUGGCUGGACAGGGUGGAAUUGAUUUGGCUCAAUUGGGGGUUAAUGCCAAUGAUUUUGUGCAAAAGGUAACGGAGGGUUUAUGA
This is a messenger RNA of Penicillium griseofulvum, 1128 nucleotides long. RefSeq lists its product as uncharacterized. Lineage: Eukaryota; Fungi; Ascomycota; Eurotiomycetes; Eurotiales; Aspergillaceae. The transcript has 2 exons. Bases 1 to 1128 code for a protein of 375 amino acids. The record is from RefSeq and is a predicted model, not a curated record.